UUUUAUCGUGCAAAUCUUUUAAAAUUAAAUUAAAACGAAAAUUAAUCUGUGUGUUUAUCUAUUUAGAUUUCAUAAAUAAAACUACAUUUUAUACAGAUCUGAAACGGGAUAAAUUUUUAAAGCCGAAAAAUGUCAAAGAGUAGUUCAGGAAGAGAUCGUGAUCGUGAAAGGGAACGUGACAGAGAUCGAGAAUAUGAAAGAGAGCGUGACAGAGAUCGUGAUAGAGAAAGAAAACGUCGUUAUUCCAGGAGUAGAUCUCGAUCGCCAAAGGACAACAGAUUCGCCCGCAAUGGUAAUGGCAACAACCGAAUGAGGGAUGAAAGAAAACGUGAUCGCAAUGAACGUGAUCCUAGGGAUAUGGAACGUAAUAGGCGCGAUGACAAACGCAGAAGGCAAUCGCCAUCUAAAUCAAAAGAUUAUGAACGUGAAAAAUUUCGCCAAGCAGAACGCGAUCGAGAGAGAGAACGUGAGAAGGAACGGAACGAAAGGGAUCGUGAACGAGAACGACAAAGAGACAGAGAAAGGGAACGUGAGCGUGACCGCGAAGUUGAAUAUGCACGCAAUACAACCUCUACACCACCAAUAAUAAUCAAAGCAGAAUCCAGUAGCUCAGCAUCUGAAGAGGAGCUUGAUAAAGAAGAGGAACAAAGGCGUUUAGAGCUUGAAAUGAUAAAACGUCGUGAACGCAUUGAACGUUGGCGUGCAGAACGUAAGCUCAAAGAAAUGGAAGCAAAUAAAAAAGAAUUCAAAUCAGUACUACCGCCAACGACUACUAUUCAUUCUGCCAAAAAAUGGAGUCUUGAAGAUGAAUCUGAAGAGGAGGAUAACAGUUUUGUAGUUGAACUCAAGAAGGAGCCAGACUCGCCGCCAUCAAAAUUUCAUCGCAUUAAAAAACCCAAAGAUGACGAUGAUGACGAAAAGGUAUAUAGAUUAAAAUCGAAAAGUAUUGUUAUCGCAGCUAAGGCGAAAAUCGAAGCACUCAGAGAAGAGGAGGAGGCUAAAGAAGAAAAACAAAAAUUGCAAAUUCAGUUACAACAGCAAAAGAUUCAACAACAGCAGUUAGAACAAAGGAAACUAAAGGAAAAGCUAGAAAUGGAGAAACUUGAAGAAAAGUCUAAUACAAUAGAUAAUGCUGGCAAUAAUAUGGCGACUGAUGAAGACGAUGAAAUUGAUCCAUUGGAUGCUUAUAUGCAAGAAGUCGACAAAGAAGUACGGAACGUUAAUCAUAUUGUUACCCAGCCCAAGCAAAAUCAACAGGGCGUCGUUAUCCUUACUGGUGUGGCGAAAAAAACUACAAAGGACAAACAUAAAGGUGAACUUAUUGAACAAAACAUGGACAGCCUAGAGUAUUCCAGCGAAGAGGAAUUGGAAGAUAUAAAGGAUACUGCAGCAAGUUUAGCGAAUAAACAUCGUAAAGAAUUGGCUAAAAUCGAUCAUUCCGGCGUUGAUUACGCAGCAUUUCGUAAAAAUUUCUAUGUCGAAGUACCAGAGCUCGCCCGCAUGACACAGCAAGAAGUUGAAAAAUAUCGCACGGAAUUGGAGGGAAUACAAGUUAAGGGCAAAGGUUGUCCCAAGCCAAUUAAGACGUGGGCUCAAUGUGGUGUUAGCAAAAAGGAAAUGGAUAUUCUACGUAAAUUGUGUUUUGAAAAACCAACUCCCAUACAAUGUCAAGCGAUUCCGGCCAUUAUGUCUGGACGUGAUCUAAUAGGUAUUGCUAAAACAGGCAGUGGCAAAACGCUAGCAUUCAUUUUACCAAUGUUUAGGCACAUUUUGGAUCAACCUCCAUUAGAAGACGGCGAUGGUCCAAUUUCAAUUAUUAUGGCUCCUACCCGUGAAUUGUGUAUGCAAAUUGGCAAAGAUAUUAGGAAAUUUGCAAAAAGUUUAAAUCUACAAGCGGUAUGCGUCUACGGUGGCACAGGUAUCUCGGAGCAGAUCGCUGAAUUAAAAAGGGGCGCCGAAAUUAUUGUAUGCACUCCCGGGCGUAUGAUAGACAUGUUGGCCGCCAAUUCGGGACGUGUGACUAAUUUGAGACGUGUAACAUAUAUAGUGUUGGACGAGGCCGAUCGUAUGUUUGAUAUGGGUUUUGAGCCGCAAGUAAUGCGGAUCAUAGAUAAUGUGCGACCAGACCGACAGACGGUUAUGUUUAGUGCCACAUUCCCUCGUCAAAUGGAAGCUUUGGCACGUCGCAUUCUAAAGAAACCGAUAGAAGUAAUUGUUGGCGCCCGGUCAAUAGUGUGCAAAGAUGUCGCACAGCAUGUUGCCAUAAUGGAGGAUGAUGCUAAAUUCUUUAAACUUUUAGAACUGUUAGGUAUUUAUCAGGAAAAGGGUAGUAUUAUAGUUUUUGUUGAUAAACAAGAAAAUGCCGACAUACUUUUGCGCGAUCUAAUGAAGGCCUCGUAUCCCUGUAUGAGUUUGCACGGAGGCAUUGAUCAGUUCGAUCGAGAUUCGACAAUUUUAGACUUCAAAUCUGGUAAGGUGCGUUUAUUGAUAGCUACAUCUGUAGCAGCUCGCGGUUUAGAUGUGAAGGAUUUAAUUUUAGUUGUUAAUUAUGACGUACCCAAUCACUUUGAAGAUUAUGUUCAUAGGUGUGGUCGAACAGGACGUGCCGGCAAAAAGGGUAGUGCAUGGACAUUUCUCACUCACGAUCAAGGCCGUUAUGCUGGUGACAUUAUAAGAGCCUUGGAGCUUGCCGAAUCUAUAGUACCGGAUGACUUGCAAAAAUUAUGGACUGAUUAUAAAAAUGCUCAAGAAGCUGAAGGAAAGAAAGUUCAUACUGGCGGCGGUUUUAGUGGAAAAGGUUUUAAAUUCGACGAGCAAGAAGCUAAUGCCGCUAAGGAAAGCAAAAAACUUCAGAAAGCUGCGCUGGGUCUUGCUGAUUCCGAUGACGAAGAGGAUAUUGAACAAGAUAUCGACCAGCAAAUUGAACAACUGUUUGCAGCAAAACGCACAGUCAAGGAUACUUCCAUACCCACUCCUGCAGUUACUAUGGUAACCACCCCUACGGCGGGCAGUACGGUCAUUGCAGCUGGCACCGCUCCAGCAGCUUCUGUCAUUACGACACCAGCUGCUGGGGCUUUGGGCUCUGAUAAGCUUGAAUUGGCCAAACGUCUGGCAUCAAAGAUAAGCUCCAAUAAAAACUUAGGAAUCGAUGGCAAGGUUAGCACUCAAGUGGCUGCCGAUGCUAUACUCAAGGGCACCGCAACUGGCCAGCCAAUGAUUACUGCCCGUUCCGUAGUGGAACAGUUGGCUGCCAAACUGAACAAUAAACUCAAUUAUCAACCCAAAGACGAAGAGGAAAUUGCUACCAUAUCUGGAAUUCUUCCCAAUCAACCCAAUUCCUUCACAAAAUAUGAGGAAGAACUCGAAAUUAAUGAUUUCCCCCAACAAGCACGCUGGAAAGUUACUUCAAAAGAAGCUCUGGCUCAAAUAUCCGAAUAUUCAGAAGCUGGUCUUACGGUGCGCGGCACCUAUGUACCAACUGGUAAAAAUCCCCCCGAAGGUGAACGCAAACUUUAUUUGGCCAUAGAAAGCUGUAGUGAACUGGCUGUACAAAAAGCGAAACGGGAAAUAACCCGUCUUAUCAAGGAAGAGUUGCUAAAACUUAGUUCAGCCCAUCACGUCUUCAAUAAGGGAAGAUAUAAAGUACUUUAAUUUGUUUUUUUUUUUUUUUUUGACAGCAAUACAGACAUGUUUUUUCUAAGCGUUCUAAUUCUAUUUGUAGUAAUAUAAUGGACUUUAUUUUGUAAGAAUCGUAACGAUUUUAAAAAUGAAAUAAAAUGAAAAUAAAACAUGA
This is a messenger RNA of Calliphora vicina (urban bluebottle blowfly), 3793 nucleotides long. RefSeq names its product pre-mRNA processing factor 5 (gene Prp5). The coding region runs from base 130 to 3651 and encodes 1173 amino acids. NCBI's taxonomy places the organism in Eukaryota, Metazoa, Arthropoda, Insecta, Diptera, Calliphoridae. The transcript is spliced from 5 exons. The record is from RefSeq and is a predicted model, not a curated record. Gene Ontology annotation, molecular function: ATP binding; RNA helicase activity; RNA binding.